Molecule: messenger RNA, 6140 nt
Organism: Dinoponera quadriceps
Lineage: Eukaryota; Metazoa; Arthropoda; Insecta; Hymenoptera; Formicidae
Exons: 10
Coding region: 210-5141 (1643 amino acids)
Source: RefSeq, a predicted model, not a curated record
AUCUUUUCUCGACAACGGUGGCGGCUCCUAGCGGAGACUUUCGAACCAAUAAAAGUAACGGGUUGUUGUCAUUCAUAAGGUAUCAACAUUGGACAACUAUCAGAAUGGCCGUUCGUGCCGUUCCUGUCAUUUUAAUUUUGAGUGAAACUUUAGAUAGUUGAUUAAUGAAAAGCCCAUGUAAGUUCGACACGAUCUCAUUUCAAUAAAAUAUGUCGAUACAUGUUACUGUGAACGGGAAUCCUGUAAAUAUACGCCGUGGGAGAAUGGUAUUGUCGGACUUAGAUCAAAUCAAAAAGAACGAGCGUGAUCGCCGACGGAGGUUACGACUGGAGCAGGUUCGUCAGCAAUCCAAGGAAAUAUCAAGUAGACUUUUGGAACGUGCCAAAAAAAUAGCAAGGGAAGAACUUGAGAAAUUGGAGAAAGAUGCAAAGUCAGAAUUUAGGCAAAUGCAAAAUAAAAAGAUCAUGGAGAUACAAGAGAAGUAUCAGGAAGACUUGGAAGAUAUUGGUCAAGCUCAUGCUUCUGCUGCUUUGCAACCAGAUGCAGAUGCGAUAUUAGAAGAAGAAGAAAGAAAAGCUAGAGCUGCGGCAUUAAAAAGGGGAAAAGAAGCUGCGCAACGUAUGAAAGAAAUUAAACAGAAGGAUAGUGCAGAAGUGACUCAACAUCAAGAAAGACUUCACAAGGUACGGGAAGGAGAAAAUAAGAGGGCUGCAAUGAUGAUAAAACAACCAAAGCCAGUAACGAUACCUGAGGAGGGUAGUAAUUCAAAGACAAGUUAUCCAACGGAAGGCUCCGGUGAAGAAAUCGUUCAUGAAAGAUUAACACCGAACGGGAAGAGUAACAAAGCUCUUCCUAAAAAAUCAUCUAAAAAAACAAAGAAACCUAAUGCUAAAGAACAUCAAAAGACUUUGUCGCCAAAGCCAGGUCCCUCAGGCUUACAAAACCAACCUUGUAGAAUGACCUCCAAGAAGAAAGCUGAUAGUGACUAUAUCGAACAUAUAGCUGAUGAUGCGAGCGAUGAGCAAUUACCACGAAGGACGGUGCCAGUUGUAAGCACUACACCAGCUAAAGCUGACAAAGUAGCAAGGUAUAAUCCAGAGGAUUACACGCAAGAUACAUCAGAUACAAGUAGCAUCAGUAGUAGUAGCUCUAGUUCAGUUAGUGACGACUCCUCAUACUUUUCCGAUGGCAGUGCGGAACAGGUUGCGUGUAAGAAAGCUACGAAAACGGCUGUUUUAACGGGCAGCAAAGUACAAUUAUACGAUCACGAUACACGUCAAAGAAAUGUCUACAACACGCCUCUUGGCAUCGUUGAAAGAAUCGAUAUUGGAAGCGAGCCAAGCGCGAUCGAAGCAGCACGAGCGAUGAAAGAUGUGGAGGAUGAGAAAACGCAUACAGCCGUAAGUCGCAAGUUAAGUGCUCAGCGUCGCGGUCAGGACGCGAUUUUACGAGAAAAGGUGCGGAGAGAUUAUCAAGCGCUUAUAAAGAACCUGGAGCAUCUCGCGCAAGAAGAACGCAAGCUGAAAGCCAGCCAGAUUCAUUCUAAAGCGGAGGAUACACACGCGCGAUUACGUCAGAGGAGCAAGUGCCAGGAAGAACAUCAGAGGAAGAUGAAUCGUGCGGCUAAAAAUGUUUUGUGCACAGCGGACGGUACACUGAGCCGAUAUUCUCACCUCGCCGAGCGACCGAUGACGUCACCAACGCCGCAGAAGAAAGACGGGGUGUGCAGUGACGUGCCUCAUUCAACGUGGCAAGAGCCACACCUCGAUGAAGAGGGAAUCACGGUGUGUCAGUCUAACCAAGGGGAGCAAGACAGCGAGGUGUCGCGCGAAGAACAGAUAUUAGACAUGUUGAAGAAAGUCGAGAGGCAAAAGAGAUUACUGCUGAAGGAAUUUGGCGCGAGCCUGCCGGACAACGUGUUCAAUGCCAGUAUAAAGCCGCUCUUUGAGGAGAGAACGCCGGUUCAAGCAACGGCGGCGCAGGUCGCCGAUACUGCCAAGCCUGCGUCACCUGAGGUUACAGUCAUCAACAUGUCUAAUUACAAUGAGUGCGCGAAGAAGGGUUGUAAGGUGAAGAAGAAGCCGGAGAGGAAGUCGCCUACGCGGAAGAUCGAGAUCGCCGUGCAGACCAGCCCGGCGGAAGAUAAGAGCGUACAGGUGGAAUUACCUCGAGAAAACGCCGAAGUCGCGCAUUCCAGUAGAGAUAUACCCACUCAGGUGUCUCAUCCGAUUGAGCCGCAAAUAACCGUCCUCACGCCGGAGACGGACGACAGUAGCAACGAUUCGACGAGCUCUGACGUUACCGGGAUGAUCAUCGAGAUCGACGAGAAGGAGGUGACGGUAACGCCUAAGAAGAGGAAAAGCAACAACCUGAAGGUACCGAAGCGACCGUCACCUCGGGUUUAUCAGAAAAUACGCUCGACAUCUGUCAGCUCUAAAGCUACGUCGCCCGUGAAGAGGUUCUCGAGGUCCCAUUCGAGUUCUCGCCUGACCAGUCCCCAGAAGAAGACGAGGUGCACCAUCGAUGCGCCGGAUACAGCGAGCAGAAGGGUCGAUAUACGCGUGAGCAAGUCGGCAUUCAACGACGAGACUGACCCGUCCCUGCAGGAGACGAGAGUGUCGAUAGACGCCAGUGCGGAAAGUUCGCAGACGAUUUCGGGCGUGAACGAUCAGGAUGGGUCUACGGGCAAGCCGUAUCGCGUACGGACGCAAAUGAAGAAGUGGAUCCGAAUAAAGGACACUUCGGACACUACGUCGACAUCGUUCGCGAGCCCGCCGCCGGUGAAGCCCCGAUCGAUGCUCGACACUUUGACCAACAUCACGCCGAUCCUAGAGAUACUAGAUUCCUCAGCAAACGAGGAAUUGAGGAGAUUGCGGCAAGACAUCAGCCCGGUCUCCACGCCGGAAACCCCUUCGCCGCGGACAAUGAGGAUGCCGUCCAACCGGAUUCCGCACCGUGACAAGAUCAGCAGGAUGCUCAUGUACAAUUCGAAUGAUUUCCUGAACAACGAUAUAUUGUCGUCGACCCGAAAGUUCCCGUUAACAGAUCCGUCGACGGACGUUGGCCCGCGGGAAGCCGCAGCGUCGGAAUGCCAGCCUGCCGCUUCGCAAGAAUCGUCGAGAGUCUGCACGUGCAAGAAUCCUCAUUGCAGAUUGUUGCACGUGAAACUCGACGAUAUUCACGACUACGCGCUGAAAAAUUGCCCCGAGAUGCUGCAGAAGUACGAGGAUCUGCAGAACUUGUGCGCGGAGAGAAUAGCGUCUCUAACCGAUCUCAUUGAAAGAGUGCGAAAUGAGCAAAAGGACAUGGACCUUACGUUAAUCAGCCCCAGUGAUGAGACGAGUUUGAUGCAGUUGCCUGUGUUCAGACCGGCGCGCAAUGAUGUGCAAGCGAUACGCAAACUGAUCGAGAGCAUAGAAGCAAUUCACUCGCAGCUUGCGAAAACUCUCUUCGAGUCGCAAAAAAUCAUUGGGAACGGAGACUCCGAUUACGAACUCGCGCCGGACGUCGAGGCUCAAGCGAUCACAAGUACUUCUCGAAGUAAAUCAAUAGAUACAGCUCCUGUACAGAAAUCCGAAGUAGCGAGAGACAAGGCUAAGCCAAAGGUUAUAAAUGACGAGAAAGUUAAUAUACAGCUUAAUCGAUUUAAAAUGCAGCAAAAACCUCAAGCAAUGCCCAACGCAAUAAGAACACCAGAACGUAAGUCUUGGCCUCCGUGUGCACUUUCUCUUCACGAAGAGGAAGUAAUAGAGAAAUUGUCGAAGGAAAUUCUGGAACAAAGUAAAAGUCUGGAUAAAGCGAGUUCCGCUUUCGUCAGUUUGAAAGGGAACGACGAAACUUCUGUACAAGAGAAAAUGCCGCCUCUUGAUAACAACGCUAACCUGAAAAACAAUAUUUUAUUAGAGCACAAAAAGGAAACUGGCACUGCGAACUCUGUGCAAGAGAUAACGAAGGCGAACGGUUUCAUUCCCAUAUUAACGAGUAUUCCCAAAGUAGCACGUACUCACGGAACUGUGACAUCAGUAAGCGCAAGGCCCAAACCUCCUGUUACACUGUUAAAUGCACCGCAUUGGCAAGAAUUGGAAUCGUCAGGGCAUGAAUUGUCAACGAUAGUGGAGUUCGACACAACGGAUACAGUUAAUAAAAGCAUCAAAAGUCCGACGAAACUUAAAAGUACGGCUGUGGGUACGAUGGAAGAUUCGCAGAAAAUUUUGUUGAAAAGGACGACAGGAGAUGCGGAGCCAUUCAGGUCCGCCAUUGGUGCGAAACCGUCGGUACAUGUGGCUCCUUUACCUGUUCAACAGAAUCAAAAUAUCGCCGAGAUAAUGGCGGAUCCGACGAGCGACAUGAAACAUUCCGCCGAGUUGAUUCCCCCGAUCCAAAGAUCACAGAAAACUACAACCGUCUGCGGCUCUCCGGGAAAAUCGAAAAAUGCGACUGAUCGCAUUGCGGCAACAAAAACUGAAGCUGAACGAGAUUGGACGGAUUACGCACUUGAGAAAUAUAAUAAACAGUUACAAUGUAACACAAUCAGCGAGGAGCCCGUUCCUCAAGCAAAAGACUUAUUUGGGCUCGGUUCUUCUAUAAGUACUGAUUUGAAUAAUCAGCACAAAAAUAGCCAGCAUAAAACAACAUCUACCAGCUUGAAUAGCUUCUCCGGAUUGUCCGGCAUUUCUGAGAUAACGAGUUCCCCGUCGUCAGAUCUACUGAAGUAUGCUUCAUCUCCGGAGGAGAUGGAAACUGCUCUAAAGAAGCUAGGCUUGAGCUGGGCUGUUACGACACUGAAGAAAACACGGGAAGCGAGCGCUCUUAGCUCAUCUUCAAAUUCGGACAUUACGCCGAUAAAUACGGCUAGAAGGAUGAUUUCUCCGACCAAGAAACAUCUUGAACCAAGUGGCCUCCCCGACAUUAGUGACGUGUCGUCGAUAUCGAUCAAAGAGGCCAACAAGAGCACGGAGCAAGCUGUGCUUUUGAAAGGGAGAACUUCCACACCUAAAUUUCAAAACUCAAAUUCCAACAGCGAAAGAUCCAGCACUACGAAUACGUCUGAAAGCCUUCAAGAGCGAAGCGAUAGCUUAACCGUACCUAAUGUGUCGCUUACGAAGACAAAAUCUGAUAAUAAGCAAUUGCAGAGUCCCUGACAUAAAGCGUUUUAUACAUAUAAUAUCAUUAAUUAUUUACUAGAAGUAUAUAUUUUGCAUUUUGGUGGAAUUUUAUGGGGAAUUAUAGUCGUAUGUAUGAGGUAGAAUAUUCUCUUCAUGGGACCAUUUCCGAAUAUGUUGAUACAUGAAUAACUUUUAUCUCGAACAGAAAGAAAGAUUAUAACGAAUAAUGCGCUUGCAAGUAAUUCAAAAUAAGGAAAUACAAUUAUUAUGGAGAUUUACGAGGAUUAUUAAUUGUAUAUUUAAUAAUUAAAAUUAUGGAUUUGCUCGUUUGGCUUGUUCAAGUUACAACGAAAACUGACGGAGCAGAUGCAGGAAUAAGAUGCAUAUGAAAAUCUACAUAUGCGGAGAGAAUUAAAGAUCUUAACGAUGAAAACUCUCGAAUGAAGUCGGAUGAGCAUAUUCACGAUUGAUCGAUAACGUAUGAUGUUUUAAAUAUCUCUUAAUUAACUAUAGAUUUCUAAACGACACGAAAAUUUUAAAGACGUCAAACGAUUGGAUAUCUUUCCACUGAAUGUAACGGGACUAAAUGUUGCAGCCAAUAUUGUUUCCUUAUAUCUUUCGAUUGUUCCAUAGAAAGCUCAACAACUUAUUUUUUAUCUUACAUAAUUUUGUGCAAAAUAUGUGUACAGAACUGAAAGAACUAUUAGCUCACUAUGUUAUAAUUGUAAACAGAUAAAAUUGAAAAUAGUAAAUUGUAUGAUUAUCGUGUUAAAAUUAACAGGACAGUUUAAUAGCUUGAAGCAUGAUACCGUUGAAAUGUUACUAAGAGAGCAUAAGAAAUUAAGACUGACAACAAUUCUAGAUAUGAAUGUUUUUAACAAGGGCAAUUUUAAAUGUGAAUAGGAAAUGUUUAUAGGAAUUUGUAAAAUAGAGGACCUAUGAGAUGAAUGUACUUAUAAGAAACAGAAGAUAUAUUCUAUAAAUAUAUGUCUUUGCCUCCUGACUUUAUAUUAAUAUUAAUAUUUUGUAUUUCGU